AUGAAUCUCUCCCUCGUAUUCUCGCCAUGGAUGGAGGACUUUAUUGCUCGAAACUAUCAUCGCACUCGCGGCCUGGACGUCUCUCAUUCAUUGCCCAGGCUGGCGGAUCGCGUGGUGGAUGCUCUCAGCUCCGUCCCCCGCGCGUCCAUCGAGAGACUAGUUCUCCAAAGGUCUUGGACCGAAAUUCCCGGGCCAUGGCUGGAGGCUUUCCAAGUGCCUAAACUCAAGACACUCGGCAUCAUCGUUCCUUUCAUGAAGGCAAAUCACGUCCCUUGGAGUAUAAUCCAGCUUCCUGAUCUCACGCACUUGAAACUGGAAUUUUCCGAUGCGCUCACCGGGGCCGCUGCGAUAGAGUUCGUCGCUGCCAUGCGAUGCUUGCGUAUGCUUGCGGUAUUCGAGAUGCGCUGCCGUCAGGAGCGAGCAGCGCCGGCACGCAAGCUAGCGCAGUCGCAAUUUCCCACCGAUACACGCAUUACUUGGAACGAGCUGGAACGGAUGUCGUUGAAGGCAGACUCUCAUACCGUAUUUCAGCUCGCGAGCCUGAUUGAGCGCCCACCUUCGACGGAUCUCUGUUUGCAGACUACCAACUGCAUCGAUCGCGCUCUAUUGGAUACAGUGGCUGCAUCUACUAUCAAGCACUAUGCUGCGUCUACACCAUUUGACAAACUAUGCAUCCAGGACACCAACAUUCUGAAUACCCCAUACGUACGGCAUGAGACCCAAUUUUGGGCUGCCAAACGCGACACUCCUUAUCCUGAGCGAUCAGGACAUAUUAGAGGACUAGACGGUCUCGCCACGCCCAUAGAUCAGGAGGAUCCAAACCUCCUCUCUGACAUACUGCUGAGCCUCAGGCCAGAAUCAAUCCGAGAAGUACGCCUAGCGCUGUCUCCCGGUCUCAAUCUAGGAAGCUACUCGUGGGUUCCAUGCAUACAUCACCUCCGCAAAGUGACGUACGCACGCGUAUCUCCCGCCUACUCGCAUCGUUUGGGAGUAUCAAUCUCAACCGCCAUGGCGAUACUUUUGCGUCGGGUACUGAUACCGGACACUGACGCGGGUGGGACUCCACCUUUUCCAGAGCUCUCUGAAUUAGAUCUGUCAGACGCAAAUGUCCUUGUUCUCGUCGGUCGAUGCAUCAGUCCUUUGGAUGUGCACUCCCGCACCAUGCCACCGACAUUCGCAAUGUUUUUGGUCGAGCUCUUGCAAAAGAGGCGAGCGCUGGGUGCACCUCUGAAGCGUUUAUACCUCCCAGAGUGCUCAGGAGCUUUGUCACGCUUUGAGACACAGAAUAUAGACCUACUACGCCACCUACCUGAGGUAGUGUGGUGUCGUGUGCCGUCAUAUGUGGCGUGCUAG
Peniophora sp. CBMAI 1063 is the source of this 1353-nucleotide messenger RNA. Lineage: Eukaryota; Fungi; Basidiomycota; Agaricomycetes; Russulales; Peniophoraceae. The record is from the annotation of a GenBank genome assembly.